Messenger RNA from Aureobasidium vineae, 1980 nucleotides. The record is from the annotation of a GenBank genome assembly. Lineage: Eukaryota; Fungi; Ascomycota; Dothideomycetes; Dothideales; Saccotheciaceae.
AUGGCUGCACUACCCUUGACCCUCGCAGUCCCAGCGGCAGCAGCAUCGAUUGCCUACCUCCGAGCCAAAACCAGCUGGCCCAAUGACUACGACUUGCUCAAGGCCACCAUAGUCGGCGCGCUGUACGUCAGGAACUGCGUCAAGAACGACCGCGUCAACCUUUUCUACGAACUCGAAAGACACGCCCUCGAUCACAAGACACGCGACCGCUCUUUCCUCGCCGUUCCGCCGCACAUCCCCAAAGACGUCUCGGCUCCAGCAGAUUUGAAGGGCUUGCAGGCAACAGAGCUGAGCUACAAACAUGUCUACGAGACGGUGCUGAAGUUUGCCGCAUGGCUGAAGCAAGAGCAUGGUGUCAAGAAGGGGGAUAUGGUCGCCAUCAACUUUACCAACAAGCCUCAAUUCGUCUACCUGUGGUUUGCUCUCUUCUCGCUGGGUGCAAAGGCGGCAUUCAUCAACACAAAUCUGCGCGGAAAGGCCAUGCUGCAUUGCGUCAAGGCUUGCGAGGCUAGGCUGUUCAUUGUGGAUCCCGCCAUCCAAGAGGCAUUGACCGACGACGUCCAACAAGAGCUGGGAAACUCGGUAUCGCCAGUCGUGCUGGAUGAGAUCAUCGAGAGCAGGAUUCUUGCGGCGACGGGCUUGAGAGUGCCUGAUGCAGAGCGAGGAGGAGCCCAGAUGACAGACACGGCUGUGCUCAUCUUUACCUCUGGAACCACCGGCUUGCCCAAACCUGCUGUCGUCCCGUGGAAGAAGUUCCUGCUGUCUGGCAGGACCGUCAGCAACUGGCUCGGCAUCAAGUCCACAGAUCGAUACUACACCGUAAGUGCUUCUGCCUCUACUCUUGAAGCAAAGAAGACUGACAACCAUUCANNGGCAAUGCCUCUCUACCACAGUUCGGCAAGCAUCCUCAACGUCUCGGUCGCCCUGCACGCAGGCGCCACAACCAUCCUCUCCUACCACUUCUCGCCCAAGACCUUCUUCGCCUCGGCCACAGCUUCCAAAGCAACAAUGAUGCAGUACAUUGGCGAAAUGUGCCGAUACCUGCUCAGCACNACCCCUUCGCCCUUCGACCAAUCCCACACCAUCCGCAUGGCCUUUGGCAACGGCUUGCGUCCAGACGUAUGGCAAAAGUUCAAGGAACGCUUCAACAUCCUCGAGAUUGCCGAAUUCUACUCUGCCACUGAAGCCGUAGGCGGCAGUUUCAUCAAGAGCAAGAACAGUUUCGGUCUGGGAGCUGUGGGCAGAGCAGGAACAGCCAUACAAGCCCUCAUGGGCAGCCAAACCGCAAUCGUCAAACACGAUGUCGAGACCGGCGAGCCGUAUCGCAACACCUCAAACUUUUGCGAGAGGGUCGCUUCAGGAGAACCAGGCGAAUACAUCAACGCACUAGACCCCACCAAUAUCCGCGACAAAUACGUGGGCUACUAUGGCAAUCANAAAGCCUCCGACUCCAAGAUCCUGCGCGAUGUGUUCAAGAAGGGGGAUGCAUGGUAUCGGUCCGGCGACCUUUUACGCAAAGACCCCGAAGGCCGCCUCUUCUUCGUCGACAGAAUCGGCGACACAUACCGCUGGAAAUCAGAAAACGUCAGCACAAACGAAGUCGCCGAAGCUCUAUCUACAUCCCCUCACAUUGACGAAAUCAAUGUGUAUGGCGUUGCCUUGCCCAACCACGAUGGCCGUACCGGCUGCGCGGCUGUAAUGCUAAAGUCUCCACCUUCUACUCAAGUGCUCAAGGAGAUUGCAGCACAUGCGCGAGAAAAGAUGCCCAAAUUUGCGAUUCCGCUGUUCUUGAGGGUGGUGACGGCGUUUGAGGUUACGGGCACGGCAAAGUAUACUAAACAUGGGUUGAGAGAACAAGGAGUGGAUCCUGGUAAAGUUGGGGAGGAUGGGUUGUUUUGGUUGCCUGUGGGGGCUGAGGCAUAUGAGGAGUUUGGCAAGAAGGAUUGGGAUAAUGUUGUAGGUGGUGGUGUUAAGCUUUGA